Messenger RNA from Musa acuminata AAA Group (dessert banana), 925 nucleotides. Its product is annotated as probable protein phosphatase 2C 2. The annotation marks the transcript as partial. Gene Ontology annotation, molecular function: protein serine/threonine phosphatase activity. The transcript has a single exon. Lineage: Eukaryota; Viridiplantae; Streptophyta; Magnoliopsida; Zingiberales; Musaceae. The record is from RefSeq and is a predicted model, not a curated record. Gene Ontology annotation, biological process: protein dephosphorylation.
UUUCCAUGGCAUUGUAGAACUCUAUACUUAUAUUUCUGUCACUCUCUUCGCAGGCUUCUCCUGGUAGCAAAUGCAGGGGACUGCCGGGCAGUUUUAUGCAGGAAGGGUGAAGCAGUGGAUAUGUCUCAGGAUCAUCGACCCAUCCAUGCAGCUGAGCGCGAAAGGGUCGAGCAAUCAGGAGGCUUUGUUGAAGAUGGCUACCUCAAUGGCGUCCUCUCUGUCACGCGUGCCUUGGGGGACUGGGACGUGAAAAUGCCUCGAGGCUCUCCCUCACCCCUCAUUGCAGAGCCUGAGUUCAGGCAAGCGGUCCUGACCGAGGAUGACGAGUUCCUCAUAAUUGGUUGCGACGGGAUAUGGGAUGUCAUGUCCAGCCAGCGUGCCGUGAGCAUUGUACGAAAGGGCCUCAGGCGGCACGAUGACCCUGAGCGGUGUGCGAGGGAGCUUGUCAUGGAAGCGCUGAGGCUCAACACCUUUGACAACCUCACGGUGAUUGUGAUAUGCUUCUCCGAUGAAUACUGCACCUCUUCUACCCCUCCUCGAGACGAACAGCAGCAAUCCAGGUUGAGGUGUUGCAAAAGCCUGUCGACGGAGGCUCUUUGUAAUCUCAGGAGCUGGCUGGCAAAUGAGGGUAGCAACUGACACCGGAGAUCGUGUGCUUCAUUCCUGUAAAUACAUUCAGUGAUUAUGAUGAAAAUAUGUAAUAAGGUAUCUUCCUCUUUUUUGACUGCUUUAGGGUAAAGAGCAGCUAAACAAAUUUUGUAGGUCCUCUUGUUUCAUUGCCCCCGUGUGAUGGAGGGAGGGCAUGUACAUAAUAUUGUGGAUGGUGGGAUAGGUCAUUGUUUACAAGUCAUUAUUGACUCAGCGUAUCAUUUCAUGUAUGUCUACUGUUUUAGAUACUUUUUUUAAGACCAGAAUACUUGUGCUA